AUGCAAUUCUUCAAGCAAUUGACAGACCCAGCACUAAAGCGGCUGUAUAAGUUUGUGCUGAAGCGUAUGAUUGGUCGCUUUCUCGCUGCAGAUGAGCUGGAUCUUGAUCAGUUGGACGUACAUUUGCGCUCAGGGCGUUUGGAACUUUGUGAUCUCUUGCUUAAUGCUGAUGUGCUUAAUACUGAGCUCUGUGAAGCGCAAGGACUGCCGUUUAAGGUAAAAAAAGGAUACUUGGGCUCGGUUCGAGUAUCCAUUUCGUACGCUAGCAUCAUGAGUGAGAGUUGUUUGGUCGAGAUUGAUGACAUUGAGAUUAUCCUCGUGCCUCUUGACAAGCACGAGACGCAGGAGAUUAGACGAAAUGACUUAGCUCUUAACGCUGCAUUACAGCAGAAUCAGGAGGACAGUGGACGACAGGAAAGGAAACCGAUGAUGACUGAGGUAGUAGACGAAGUUUCACAGGAAGGACUUGAUUUUGUAGCCAGUUGGAUUGAACAGGUGACGUCCAAGAUUAAAGUGACCCUGUCAAACAUUUGUUUGCGGUUGGAGACGGGAGAAAUGCAUAAUGGACGAGACGUUGCGUUGUUGUGCAAAUUACAGUGGGCGCAGUUUAUGGACGAGUCGACAUCAGAAGUGCAGAACAGCUACGGACGAAGUAGUUUGGACCACGAUUUGCAAGCGACGGAUGGUAGGAUGCAGUCAAUGGCAGCAAGUACGCUGUUUGGUAUAUCCCGAAAGGGCAUUAAAUUUCGUGGAGUCAGUAUGGACCUGCAUUUGAGUAGUGAAGAAGAGAACGGCGAAGACCGAUGGAAUGAACGUCGCCGUACAAAUGACAGCGACAUGAUUCUGCAUCCGUUCGUUGCAAGCGAUCCAAGCAAACAGUGUUAUAUUCAGGUGAAGCUGUCGCAUUACGAGGCAUUAGAGGUACCAGCAAUGGAUGCCGAUGUGUUUGUUCGAUCUGUUCGGGUUGUGUUACAGCCUCAGUAUUUUUUGGAACUGGAAAAGAUUGUAGAUGCAUUUUCGACGGAUCCGGUUAAGCUAAAUGCAUACCAUUUUGAAGAUCGAUAUAUCUCGACAAUGUUCCAGUCUAUUUGUGACGAUCGACCAGGAUGGAUGACUGGAAGUGAUGAUGGCGAGAACGAUGGGGGCGGAGGAGCACUCAACUUAUCAUUGAAGGAAUUCCAGCGCAUUGAGCAGCUGCUCCUACAAUAUCGACAAACGCAGGAUGAAUUAAAAAAUGCACGUCGCCGUAGAAGCUCGACUGAAGAGAAAACGACACCUGCAGAAGGGAAGGUAUCUAUUGAUGUAGGGAAAUUAUCUUUGGCGGAAAGUGUCGAGAGCCACGGAUUGUCAGAUAUCGAAGAUGAUGACGAUGAUGGUUUUUUCGAAUGUGAAUCCGGGCUUGCUAGUUCCAUUGCACCAGGUGCAUCGUUUGAAAGCUUGAGUGCAAUGGGCCAGUCCAUGUAUGCGUCGGCUCGGUAUGGUUUUGACGAAAGUGAAAUAAAUGACGAUCGAAGUCAGCUGUCAUCGUCAACGAUAGCAGCCCAGAGCCGAGCGGCGCGCCGACUGCAGUCGAGAAUCAAAUUUCACUUGCUUGAAUGCGAAUGCAUCGUCCUGUAUGAUGACUUGCCUGACGAUGACGAUGACGAAAAUAAAGAAAGGGAGGAUACACUGGUUAAGCAUAACGAUGGAGGUUCAAUGACGGACAGUUAUGUUUCCCGUAUUCCUGUUAAACCGACAAAGACCUUGCCUUGUGUAGAUGGACUCGAGCGGUUGGAAUUUUCGUUCAAGGAUGUAAUUUUUUCAAGCUUGGCGUAUUCACAGUACUUACUACUUGCAUUUACAAUCGGGAAGUUCACGAUUACGGAAAAGACGCUUCCUCGAAUGUCGCUAGAUGCCGAAGAGAAUGAAGCAGCAAUGCUGUCUGCAUGUGUUUUGAAGUGUGUUGAUGUCUCUCCAGUUUCCGGGCAAAGAGCAAAUUUGACGGCAAAUUUGUCUGCUCAAGUGCGAAUUGAUUUCGAUGUGGUUGGCGAAACUUCAGCUGGAAUUGCGUCACUUGGAGUGCGAGUAAAUGUUCAGCCUAUUCUUGUAGAAUGGGAUAUGUAUCUGUUAGAUAGAGCGCAUCGCUUGUUAGCCUUACUGGAAGAAGAUACGUCAAAGCGAAAAGUAGCUUCAGUGGUAGAUUUGGAAAAAGGCGCUCAGGAGUUUGCAAAGACUAUCGACCUGGCAACGGAAUGCAUGCAAGUGACACUUCGGUUUCCUAUGGUCAACAGCGACCUUAUUCGUUUUGGCCCGUCCUCAAAGCGGGGAUUGUGCGAAGACAGGCUACUAAUGACCUUAGAAGGCGUCAAGGUUGCGUCAUACUCUCCACGCGCUGGGGAUGAUAGCGAUGAAGCCGCUAAAGCAGGUGCACUGAUACCACCUCAAAACAGGAAAGGGUGUUCACUUCCAUGGUUGUCCGAGUUUAAUGUUUCUUUUGACAAUGCAAAGGUGUCGUUGUUGACUCCUGAAAAUGGUAACCAGCGCAGUUCCUGCCUGGAAAAAUCCGUUCUUAUUACUGCCUGUAGUGACAAACGCUCUGGCGACGUUUGUACGCUCCGUUUGCGUCGUCAAGUGCCAUCGCGUGAAGAGUUGGAAGACGCAAUUACUAGCAAACAGAACCUGUCUCAAGAUUCAAGUCAAAGUCCUGAUGGUGCAUCGAGCAGCUCACCUGACGAUGUUAAUGGCGAUGACAACGAUGGUGGGAGAGUGGGGUUGAACGGUUGGAACCUGGAUGCUUUGGGGCGUACAGAGUCCUACGAAAGGGCAGCAGCAGCUGCUUCGCUUAUCUCAGUGGAAAUUGGUUUGCCCCGUGCAAACGCAAUUGUUUACAAGUCUUCGCUUGAUCGAUUGUUGGUGCUGUUUGACGCGCUAUUAAUGAUUAAUCCUAUCGAUGUCGACAGCUACAACCAGAUACUCGCUGCGGCUGCGCUUCGAAACCGGUUGAUACCUAGCUACAUGAGCAUGAACUUCACACUACGCGAAGGAAAUGUUCGCAUAUGUGAUUACGUUUCCUUGCCUUCAUCGAUGUCUGCUCAUGAUCCAACCCCGUCUGGAAUCAUUGAGACAGAGCAAAAAACACUAGAUGAGCUUGAGUCGAAGAGAGUUCUGUUUACGUAUCAUUUUGCGUUUCAGACUCUAAAGGUGUUUCAGGUAUCACAAUGGAUGGGUCAAUUGGUCUCUCGUGUCCACGUGCUAGCCCAAAACACUACUUUGCUGGAAGAAGAUGGUCGCACAAACAAUGUUGUGCCAAUAAUGUACCGGACACCUUUUGGAGUGUCGAAAGCACCCAUUUUGUUCAUGGGUGUGGACACUGCUGAUCAAACCAACGCGAUGCGCGAUAUGAAAGUGGAAUUGCACCUCUCGCAUCUCAGUUUACGCUACGAUGUCCAUUCGAAAUGGCUAUUACAAAUGCUGAAUUUAGUGCUGAUGGAAUACCCGAUCCCAGUAAUUCCGCUAGACUCGGCGAGCACGUCAGAUGAGGAAAGUACAAAGCUUUUUGAAACUAUUGAGGGUGGAGGCAGCUACAAUGCUGUCCCUCUGGCAACGGCUCCCAAAACUGUCUUUACGAAGCUUUUCAUUAAUUUCUACGACGUCAUUGUCGAUUACGCGCCACAGACCGUGACAUCGCGCGUGAUCCUCGUCUUAGGUAAGGUUAAUAUAUCUUCCAAUGUUGUCACAGGUGCUGUUAUGCAGGGAUACAAAGUAUCCGUGGGCGACUUGGAGCUCUUUCUAACGCAAGCACGUGCAGGCUACGACGACAUCGACGACGUCCUACUUGGCAACGACCUUUUUCUCCGUGGUGGCACUAAAUUUUCGAAUAAAAAGGCACUCAAGUUUGCAGAUACUUUCACUGAAGGAAGAUGUAAUAGUCUGGAUGCAGAAUACCCUUCAUUGCUUACGUAUUUGGAAAAUUUUGGAUUCUUGCAGAUCAUCACGAUGGAUUUUGUGGACAUUUUUCUACGCGCGAAGGUGCCUCUUCCUGUACAUAAUGUUGCACCUGGAUCACGGGGCCAGCUUAAAGGAAACGCUUCAGCCUCAUUAGUAUCACCAGAGCUGUCAGUGGAAUUGAAUUUAGGCACGGCCAAUGUUUACGCGUGCUUUGACUCUUUUAACACAUUAAUUGAGCUGCUUUUGGUAUGGAUGGAUCAGCUUGCAAUUAAACCGGAGCCACGUGAUACUACUGCAUACGUGGGCCUGGAGAAAGGAAGCGAUCCAUCUAGCGCUUCAGUUGUCACAAAUUUGAGCCCUGCAACUGCAAAUGGUUUGCGAUCGGUUAGCGCCACUUCUUCUGAAUUCUUAGGUGCACAAGGAGUAGCAGAUUGCUCCACUAGCAGCGUACGAAUUGAACAGCUUACCAUCGGUGAGAACGGUGUUGACGAACGCGGCUCUAUAAAUGUCUUGGAUCAGAUUGAUGAAGACGCUUUUGGUGGCGGGAAGAAGAUUUUUCCUGGGAAAACUGUUGCAACUGAUACUGAAGCCCGCUUGCUGCGCACACGGUUAGAUUUGAUUCAGAGGGAGAAGGAUCGUAUGGUAUAUGGUCUUGAACGCGAUGGCCAGCUAUCUGGUUCAGAAUUACGAUCAAACUAUCAACAAGCCGAGAGGCGAAAAUCCUUAAAACCUGUUCGUAUUAACGAGCUGGUUAUCGAAGAUUACUAUUCUGAGAUGCGAUCGUCUGAUGGCACCGUGGACGAGUCUGCAGGAGCAUUUUUGAUGGAACCCGAUCGAAAGAAUGAUUGCUCGCCCCAAGCAGCAGCUGGAGAGAAUCCUUGGUUUACUGCGGCUAGAGGAAGCUCGCCAAGCGGUUCAAAGCAAAUAGGUUUCUCUCCUGAGAGAGAAGAGUUAUUUUACAACGAACAAGCAGCGCGAUGGCUUGCACGUGAAUCAAAUACUGGUGUCGUUGACGAAGACGAAGGCACAUUCACAGGCGUAGCAUAUGAGGAAAAGAUCCCUUUGUUUGAGCCAGUAGAUGAGAGGUCUCGUGUCCAAUCGUUUGUACAAUCCAUGAACCCACAGGGAGGCUCUGGGCAAGCAAACGCAAGUUGCAACGACACGUACGAAUCUGAUGAUGAUAACGAUAAUGACGAUGUUAGCCAAAACCAUUUCCCAGUGGGCGCUUUUCCGGCCGCAUCGAAGAAUUGUUGGGGCAUGCAAAACGGGCUUGAUGAAGUGGAGCUUAGUGAUCUACAGACAGAGGAGACGGAAUCGUCAUUUUCGCACCAAAUGGAGCCCAUGGAGAACAAAAGCAUGGUUCGCCACUCUUCAAACGUAAUCGACGGUGCGGAAGUGAACGGCGUAAAUAGCAGCGACGUUUUCCCAAACGGCAUGUCCAUGUCGAUUAUUGAUGCCGGUGAGGACGAAGGCAAGGAGAUUGAACUUGAUUUUGCGCUUGACAGCGAUCUUCAUUCGCGGCUCAACAGACUACUUGACAUGGGACCGACCAGUGGCCAUGAAGUUCAUGACGUAGACGGCGAUGAUGGCGAAAGUGGUGCUGACCCGAAGGGGCUAGCGCAUCGGCAACAGGGCGAAGAGAAACAGCGGCGCAACCGCUUCUUGACGUCGUCUCCGCGUGCUGUGCCAACACGACAAGCAUUGUUCUCGUCAACUACUAACCAUACAGGUGCUCCUUCGUCGUUUGGGAUGCCGUCGGUCUCUUCACCGGAUGAGCCUACGGCACGCUGGUUCUACGAUGACGUGCGGUCUGAUGAUGGCGGUCCCGCCAUGACGGGUUUACCGUCGCGAAUUUAUCCGCAUCAUGUCGAAAUCCCGAUCGGUGGCUCAGCGACAUCCCUAUCGUUUGGUGAAAAAGAAUGCGAAGAUACCAUACGAUCCAUCACACGAGAAAAUGAGACACGGAGAGUGGUGGCGCCACCUCCAAUUGUUGUACAGCACGUGCUGCUGCGUAAUUUUAACAUUUGCAUGCGGUUCUUCGGUGGCUGCGACUGGACACGUGAUGCCAGCGAAGCUGUAAGACUCCACCCUCCAAAGGAUACGGAUGUGCUCAAUGAUGAUAGUACGGAGCAUCCGGGCAGUGCUACCGCAAAAAAAGAGAAGUUGUUGGAUGUGCUGUUCGACAAUUAUGUUCCUUCGGAUGGUGGUGACCUAUUUGGAAAAGAUCGCAGCUCACCUCUAUUUACUAGUGCCAAAAGCGCACCUACUGGAUCCUUUAUGAAGCGUAAUCCAGCUACAAGAACAAUGCGGGCUGCAUCGAUAGAUAUCAUGCCUGCACCGCGAAAGCGCUAUUUUAGGAAGAGUGGUCGCAAGACAGAGGAAAUGCUCGAGUUGGUGGCGACUCGGAUCCAAUUGCGUCUGGACAUGUUUAAUGAUGCCGAGGCCCAAUCACUGGCAUCUCACAUGGUGCUUGCAGUGGGUGAUAUAGAAUUGCUCGACUAUAUUUCAACAUCGCAGAUCCGCAAGAUCAUGUGCUACUGGAAAUCUGAGGCGACACAUCCGCGCGAAAGCGGCAGCUCAAUGGCACGGUUGCAGCUGACGACUGUGCGACCAGGUGCCAAGUUGUGCGACGAACAUCGUCUGAAGGCUCGCAUGCUGCCAUUGCGCAUUAACCUCGAUCAAGAGGUCGUGAAAUUUCUACGGCAGUUUGUGCCUAUUGAGAAUCCACCAGCGCCGAACAUGCGUCCUGCGAGGUAUGAGAUUGACGACAGGGAGGAUGUCGAGUCUACAUUGCACAAUGAUGGAGUGGAGAUGAAAUCUAUUGGUGAGAGUUUGCCUACAGCGGGGGAGGAUGUCCGUUUGGGUGUUUGGUUCUUUCAGAGCAUUGACAUCAAGCCGUGCAAAAUAAAAAUUGACUACCGGCCAAACCACGUUGACUACGCGGCGCUUCGUGCUGGUGACUACUUAGAAGUGAUCAAUCUAUUUGUUCUUGAGGGUAUGGAACUGGUGCUUCGACGCGUACAAAUGAGUGGACUUGAUGGAUGGGCAGCUCUAUGCGAGCAUGUUCUAGUGUCGUGGGUUCAGGACAUUUCACGGCAUCAGAUUCACAAGUGUGUUGCUAGUGUGUCAAUGCCUCCUCUCCGCCCCUUCGUAAAUAUCGGCGCAGGUGCGGCAGACUUGAUCUUGCUUCCAAUGGAGCAUUAUGGACGUGACCGACGGCUUGUGCGUGGCCUAAAAAAGGGUGCAUCGAGUUUUCUAAAGUCCGUAACGAUCGAGACACUGAAUACGGCUUCAAAAGUGGCACAAGGUACUCAAGCAUUACUAGAGCAUGCGGAUGAUGUUGUGUCGUCAUCAUCAGCAUUACGCCGUAAACGGCUUAAAUACCGCCAAGCUGGCAGUCGUAUUGCUCGUAAUUCUCGGCGACUGGGCGGUGGUGGUAUUCGCAAUGCACAGGACACAGGUGGAGGUAUUGGAGGCCGUCAGUACUUGACCCAACAACCAGCGACUGCUGUGGAGGGGUUUGUCCAGGCUUAUGAUUCAUUUGCACGUGAAUUGCACGUAGCUGCCAAGACAAUUGUCGCUGUACCUCUUGUGGAGUACAAGAAAACAGGUUCACAAGGUUACGUCCGGUCAGUGAUACGUGCUGUACCUGUUGCCGUAUUGCGUCCAAUGAUUGGUGCUUCUGAAGCAGUGGCUAAAGCACUGAUUGGUGUACGUAAUGGCGUUGAUCCGGAGCUAAAAGAAGACAUUGAAAAUAAGUUUAAGGACUUUCGAGCAAUUCUCUCUUCUUCUGAUUCCAUCGUGUCUAACAGUAACGAUUCUUCAUUGCUGGAAGAUUCGACAGUACUUGAAACACCAGAAGCUUCAGUCGAACCAAUUGAAACAACUUUAAGUGAUAAGAAGGAGACUUUUGCUUCUUCUUCUCCUCCAUCCGAGCGGACUCCUGCACCAGUGAUAGAAGAAACCAGGCAUGACAAGAAGACUGGGAGUGAUAUUGGACUUGCCAUUGGGGUUAGUCUUGGUGUCUUGGUCCUUGUCAUUGCCAUUUUAUUAUUCCUACGUUCACGACGAAAACGUCAUGAAAAGAAUCGUAAAUCUGUUCAUUCUCCUCCUGCAGGAGCGACGUGUUUAACCGUUCCUGCACAUCGAGGAUUUAAGAAAGAACACGAAUUGGGAAUGCCGGAAAUGUCCAUUGAACUCUCACCAGAUGAAUUGGGACUCUCCAAGGGAUUUGAUGUCAGCUACGCGUCAUCAGCGAGAACAAGCACAGCUAGCAAUCAACUUAAUACCAGCGUUGCUAGCAGUACGGACAGCAGCGUGUUUAAUACGAAAGGAGGCUUGAGUCCCACGUUUAGUAACCGGAAAAUGGCCAGCUAUUCGUAUCAUUAUCGGGAAUCAGAAGGAAAUGGCAAUGGUAAUUCUCAAUUUGCAUCCAGCACGACAUUUCAUCUUACGGGCAUGAUCGGGAAUGGCCACGCUAGUAGCCGAGGACUUUACAAUUCGUCACGUGUUCCUAGAAGCCGCAAAUUGUCUGCACCAGAUGAAUACGCUGAACUAAUUACGGCUACGAACGCACAUGGAAAGAUGAAUGUGGAAUCACUUAAUGAAUCACCUCAGACGGUGUAUGCAGACUUUACGCAGAGUAGUGUGAGUGAGAACGAGAUGGACAUAAGUAUGGGACCUGACGAAGACAAUCAUAGUUUCUUGGCUCCUCUCCCACCACCUCCAGCACCGGUUCGGCCUCGUCCAAUGCCAAUGGUGCCUCGUACAUCAGAAGAGAGCAUGGGACCGGACUCGCCCAUGGCUCGUCGUAGCAAACGGACGGGAUCAGUGUACGACACGAUCCCAAACUUGUCAGGAGAAAGGAUAUCGACUUUAGCGCGAACCUCAGACGAAAACUCGCAUACCAUGUCGACUGCUUCCUUCAUGUCCGAGUCGUCGAUCUCUUCGACGUCAACAAGAGACAGCGCCGCUACAUCAGCGUGUGGAUCGGCGUUCGUGUCGUCAGUGCCUAUAAUGCAAUUGUCAAAUGUUGAUGACAGCGAUUACGGCGAAGUUCCUUCAUCUGAACGUCCAUCGUCGGCGUCAGAGUCUUCAGGUAGCACGAAUAUGGCGCGUUCGGGUUCGCUUAUUGCAUUGAACCUGGAGGGCAAGGGCGCUAGUAGUGAAGUUGCCAUUUAA
Peronospora belbahrii is the source of this 9108-nucleotide messenger RNA. The record is from the annotation of a GenBank genome assembly. Lineage: Eukaryota; Oomycota; Peronosporomycetes; Peronosporales; Peronosporaceae.